This is a messenger RNA of Branchiostoma floridae (Florida lancelet), 5659 nucleotides long. Its product is annotated as casein kinase I-like. The record is from RefSeq and is a predicted model, not a curated record. The transcript is spliced from 12 exons. NCBI's taxonomy places the organism in Eukaryota, Metazoa, Chordata, Leptocardii, Amphioxiformes, Branchiostomatidae. The coding region runs from base 586 to 1920 and encodes 444 amino acids. Gene Ontology annotation, molecular function: protein serine/threonine kinase activity; ATP binding. Gene Ontology annotation, biological process: peptidyl-serine phosphorylation; endocytosis; positive regulation of canonical Wnt signaling pathway. Gene Ontology annotation, cellular component: cytoplasm; plasma membrane; nucleus.
AUCACAAACUAUAUUUUCUGUUUUAUAUCUACCCGAUUUCGCCCUUUUCUUGUGCUUUAGUCUCCUAGUGAGCUCCGCACACCAGCCUUCGUUGCUAUGUUGUGAGAAAACAUCCCGCCCAUCAGCUUGGCGACGGGAAUUCACCUGCCAUGCGCAGGGAAGAAGUGACCCGACAGCCUGCACUGUUUACCGCCUUGAUCAGCUAACCCAGGCCCUGUCCAAGAAAACGUACCAAAAGCACGCUUUGCAACCAGUUUGGCAUGUAAUCGCCUACAGGUUUGAUCCAUAUAUUUCUUAUUUAGGAAUAACAGACCAUAGAACAUCCUAGAUUCUAUCGGAAGGCUCCAUGUCGCAAUAUUUGCUACCAAGAAUGGGGAGAAACGCCAUAAGAUAACGCAGUGUUGGAAGGGGAAAUCAUCUCAGCCGCACCGCUGUAGUGCAGGAGGCUUGUUGGAGAGAAAAGGUCGAGGGGCAAGAGGAAGAUUUAUUUGCUGGGUGCUGCUGGCCGGCAUCGGGACAAAUAAGCGAAAAAGCUAAUCAGCUGCCUAGCGUCAUUUCUAGGACCGUGCUUUUCUAUGUGUGGCCAUGCACAAGAGGAUGGAUCAUGAUCGGGACAGAAUCGCUGCUGACAGAAAGCAGUCGAAGUCGAGUGGGGGGCGCAGUCGAACCCAUAACCCUUCCAACUCUGGGGUACUCAUGGUUGGGCCCAACUUCAGAGUCGGCAAGAAAAUUGGAUGUGGAAAUUUUGGAGAAUUAAGAUUAGGGAAGAACUUGUACAACAAUGAGCAUGUGGCCAUCAAGCUGGAACCAAUGAAAUCCAGAGCACCACAGUUGCAUCUGGAAUAUAGGUUUUACAAGGCACUCGGCCAAGCCGAGGGCAUUCCUCAGGUCCAUUACUUCGGCCCAUGUGGCAAGUAUAAUGCAAUGGUCCUGGAGCUGCUGGGACCCAGCCUGGAGGACCUCUUCGAUCUCUGUGAUAGGCAGUUCUCAUUAAAGACUGUUCUCAUCAUAGCAAUUCAGUUGAUAACAAGGAUAGAAUAUGUCCACUCCAAACACCUCAUCUACAGGGAUGUGAAACCGGAGAAUUUCCUCAUAGGACGACAGUCCACCAAGAACCAAAACAUCAUCCACAUUAUUGACUUUGGGCUGGCCAAAGAGUACAUUGACCCAGAGACUCACAAACACAUCCCUUAUCGGGAACACAAGAGUCUGACGGGGACAGCGAGAUAUAUGAGCAUCAAUACUCACUUAGGCAAAGAGCAAAGCCGAAGAGAUGACCUAGAAGCGUUAGGACACAUGUUUAUGUACUUCCUAAGAGGUAGUCUACCAUGGCAGGGAUUGAAAGCAGACACAUUGAAGGAACGGUACCAAAAGAUAGGGGAAGUAAAGAGAGCUACCCCUAUAGAGGUGCUGUGUGAGGGAUACCCAGAAGAGAUGGCCACGUACCUGCGCUAUGUGCGGAGAUUGGACUUCUUCGAGACGCCAGACUACGACUACUUGAGGAAACUGUUCCAGGACCUGAUGGACAGGAAGGGGUGGAAGAACGACGGGGAGUUUGAUUGGACAGGAAGGCAGCUGUCCACGCCUGUUGGCUCCAUUCAGAGCCACACCAAUGAUGGACCGCUGUCACCAAUCCAGCCUGAAAUUGCACGCAGAGACAAGCAAAGCAAGCCCAGAGAGAGGGCAUGGGAGCAACAGAGGACCAACUUGAUGGUCCCCAACCGUGACCUUGGCGGCUCCGUCCAAGUUGUCAGCUCCACGAACGGCGAGCUGAACAACGACGACCCGACGGCCGGCCACUCCAACGCCCCCAUCACCCAGCAGGCUGACGUGGAGGUGGUGGAUGAGACCAAGUAUGAGAAACUGUGCUGCUGCUUCUUCAAGCGGAGACGGAAGAAGGCCGGCACCCGCCGCAAAUGACUGGUAGCCAUCUACAGGCCCGACCAACGGAGCCUGAUCUCCAACGAGCCCACGCAAUAACGUCUACACCGAGCCUUCCCAGUCCAACCACUCCAUGCCAUGUGAUCUACCUGCCGUCUAUCCCGUACAGCCGCCACCACCGCUCCCACUCCUUUAGAUGGAGAUUUGGCCAUUGGUUUGACAUCACGAAAUGUCCUUACAUAAUGCACAAAUGUAUGUUCAAUACAAAACUAUGCUAUGCCAUAAGUCUGGUCCGACAGUGGCUGCUGUACUGGAAAGAUUUUACAUAAUUAAUGUAUAGAACUGAAUUACAGCAAUUGAGAAAUUCCUGCACCGAUACCCAGAGAAACAUUGAAACAUUGAGUGGUGUUUGAGAACUAUCCCCUGCCUCUGUGUGCUUCUAGUUCUCUAGUGUUCUUGUAAUCAUUAGUGGUCAAGACAAGGUCUGGAAAACUUCUCUUAUGCCUCAUCAUUUUUUUUAUCAUGAAAAGGGAUUGUGCAGAAAUUUCUUAAUUGCCUGUGGAAGUAAUCCUACUAGCUUGAGUUGUUGGAGAUCUGGUCCCCCUUCCCUACCAUGUACAAAAUACCUGCUGCUGUCUGCUAAAGGAGUGCUCUUGGAAGUUUGGAAUUUUUCCACUUGAUUGUCAACCUUUCAAAGUAUGCCUAUCUCUGGAUUGCAUUGAGACUAAGAAUUGAAAAUUGACUAAACCCCAUAUCCGUCAAUGCAGGGGUACAGCUUUGUUGUUCCCAUAGAGCUUUGAAGGAAGGGCCUGUAGAUUUGAAUACCUUCAUUUGGAAAAUUGUCUGAACUUCGAGGCAAUCCAUGGUACGUGUAAAUUUGAUGUCAGUACAUGUGUGUGUGUGCUGAAAACCCCAUGGGUGCCGAGAUUUGCAGAUCUUUAAGUCCUAGUGUACUAGGUGUAAAUGUAUAUCACUUGUGGACAGCUUGAUUUUUAACAUUCCUCCUUGAGUUGUGGUCGAGUCGUGGGUGACAACGUUUCCUGGACUGAUUUUAGCCGUCAAGUUGUCAUAUCUGCGGACCAACCACACAAAAUAGCAUAGCUUUUUUUGAGACCAUUCAGGUUGUCUUUGUACUGUUAAUGGUUUCGUCAAAUGGAGAAUAAAUGUAGCAAGCAGCAGUGUCCACGAUAGCACUCCACCAUAGCCUUCAUCUCUGUGGCUCUGGGAUAUGGAAGUUUAAGAACUACCCAAGUUACAGUACAGGCAAAUGGGGAUGAAAGGAACCAGUACUAAUGAAGCCGUGUUCUACAUGUGUGGUUAGCCGACACAGUCAACCCAGUUCUUGCAGCAUAUUGAUAUUUUGCAUAACUGCUAGAUUUCUGCCUUCUGAAAUGAAAUGGAAUGUUAUGAAAAAGGAGGAAUUUAGACAGCAUGUGUUCCAUGACAGAAAUUGGAAUGUGCUCUAUUGCUAAAACUGGUACAAAGCGACCCAAGCGGUAAAGUUGCAAUAUGAUUACAAGUGCUGCAGGGAUGUCAGGCAUGGCUUCAAAAGUACACUGUAUUCAACACAGUAGGAAAUAUGCCGCAGAAGUAGGCACCAGUUUUCCUGUCUUGUAGCAUUAAUGUUGGAUCAUUCCUCAAUUAAACAUUUGCUUUUCGAGUGGUGUUGAGACACCAAAUUGCCUAAAUGUCACAACAUUGUUUGUGACAUGACACACUUGUACAAUACUGUAGCAUGUUUGCUUUUUUUAGUUUUUUUCUUCAUUUUUUUGUUGCAAACGAAGGACACUGUAUAGGUGCAAUCAUCUGAGACUUUGUACAGAACUUUUCGUCAGCACCUAUGAAAAAUGUCAAGCUUGUUAUAUAGUCUCUUUUCUCUUAAACAGAUUUUUGAGAUUUUUCUUUUCAACUCAAGCAGAGAAGAAGCAUGUUCACUGUUGUUGCUGCUUGUGAGACCACCAUGUGAUCUUAAGGAACAAAAUAUGUAAAGAAAACAAAAAUACUUUGUCAUUGACUAUACAUGUGCCCAUAUAAUCUGUUCCAUGUCCUUGUCAAGCAAUCAGAAACCUCAGCUUCUAGUGACUGCUCAAUGCUACCACCUUAUUGUGUGCAGCUGAUCUCAGAGCACGUUUUGAUGUUUUUAAAUCUGUGCCGACCCAGUUGAUGAGAUAAACUGCCAAAAUCACAUUGUACUACAUGUAGGCACUGGGAUGACAUGUCAAAGAGAGGACUUGUAGUUGGCUCAGGGGCCUGGCGCUGCCUUGGGGUGGGAAAUGUUCAUUCUGACUACACAGCAUCGCAUUGUUGGCACUUAAAGCCCUGAGAACAUGACAUUGCAGGUAUCAUAAUGAUUGACACCUAAUGCCUACAUACCAUCUUUUGACAAAUAUUUUGUGACUGUUUCAAAUAGCAACAUUUGAAUUUUCAUGUGAUGUCCUAUCAGUCAAGUGGUAUGCAGUACAGAACCCUUACAAGUGGUGGUUUCUCUGAGGUUUUGCUGUUGAUCCUCCCAUUCAUUGUGUUUCCAAAAUGGUCUAUAUUCUCAGCACCACCCAGGGGGUAGUUGACAGAAGUAACUUGUGCCUGUGUAUAGCCAUCAGAAGGGUGCUCUUCUUACAAGACACAUUACAUUGUACAGUAUAUGAUGUAUGUUGAUGUAGCAUUCUACUGAGUUUGCUCCAAGCUCUGUACACACAGUAGCAGGCUUGCCUUCAUGUAGGGUAUUGUUACAAGUCAGAUGAACCGUGCAGAACUUCCUGAAAGUUUGUUACCCUGCAAAAAUAUCCAAGGUUGUUUUUCAUUUAUACAAAUUUCCCCACUUGUGACCAAGUAUCAAUGCCCAGUUCUGUUUCCUUUUGUAGAAUAUGUACUUUGAUGCCAAACCCAUGCUUUGCUCCAAAACAAUGUGUAUGUGAAUCGUUAUUUUCACCUCAAUUUUAUUCUUUACCAUUGGCUCCUCAAGUCUGGUGUUUUUAAUACUGACCAUUAGCCUGGGAGCAGCAUUCAAAGAUGCAUCUAUGAAGACGUGAAUGUGGACAUUUUUACAGGGAAUGCUGGGAUGUGAGUGGGUAUGAUUUUUUUAUUACAUAUUUUUACCACUCAAGAAUGAUAAAAACCACUGAAAGUUAAACACCACUGGAGGAGAGGUUAAGUUCUGGUUGGCUGUGAGGUUUACCAGUGACAUGAAAGCCUUUAGUUGUACCAAACCCUACAUUAUGGCAAGACUUCGCUGGAAGGAUAGGACUAUUUUCCUGCAGAGCAUAUAAUUGGUAAUGACAGUUAACAAUUUUGUGAACUACAGAUUUGUAGAUGUGUCAAGUCAGAAGCGAUACAAAUCCAAGAGGAAAUUCAACUGCGGCAUCUUUGUAUUUUGACAGGCUGUUCUAGCUGAGGAGUCAAUUUUGCUCAUGUGCACCGAGCUGUGUGCAAACGUGCAUUUCUUGUGAGAUGUAUUCAAAGGCGUUUUAGCUUGUAUCUGCCAGGCUUUACAAGACUGGAAUGUAGCAGUGAUGACAGGAAUACAAAUUAGAUAAAUCAGUGCUUGUAACAACCAAAUUUCGUUCCAAACUUUCAUACCAAGUUCAGCAUUUUCAAAGAUGUAAUGAUCACAUGAUGACCUGUUCCCCACUUGUGUCUCUGAUCUCAGAAAAGACUUUGUACAUUAAUUGUAGAAUUCUUUGCUCUCUACAUGAAGUUUUUGUUUGAGCUAUUCUUGGUCACAAUAGUGUCAUAUUUUUUGUGCAGCUCCUUUUAGUGAAUAAACAAUGAGAAGAUGGGA